GAAACGAAUCCUAAUGACAAUUGCUCUAAUUUACAGCCGAAGAGCAGAGACUCGGGCACGCGGUGAGCCGGUUAUCAUACCCUCAUUUGAGUUCAAUUUCCAACAGCCAAACUAUACUUCCUACAUUUCAUUUCCUAAUUUUUUUUUGAAUUAUCCUACUUUAUAUUUUAUUUAUUCCUAAAUCAAAUUAGCGUAUUUUUGAAGAACAAUGGGAGCAUUAAAUCCCGUUUUCCGCAAUUAUUGUUUAUCAAACUGGAUUCGAGCAACUUCUAAAGAGAUCAGAAGCGCAUUCUGCACCGGCAAUGUUGACGGAUUCACUACUUCUAAAGUCAAAAUUUUCGAUCGUGAUUUCAAACGUAUACAGCGUGAUCGAGCAGCAUGGUUGGCACGCCCAGAUGAUUCAUUUGUAAAUUCUGUGGCUGAGAAUCUUUUGGAUCGCCUAGAGGAUUGUAAAAAAACAUUUCCUACCGCAUUAUGUUUGGGAGGCUCCCUAAAGGCAAUAAGGCGUUUGUUGCAUGGGCGGGGUGGCAUUGAAAAGCUCAUCAUGAUGGAUACUUCUCUUGAUAUGGUCAGAUCAUGUAAAGAUGCUGAGAAGGAUAUGCCUGACCAAAAUGUUGAAACAUCUUUUGUCAUAGGUGAUGAAGAGUUUCUACCAGUGAAAGAAAGUUCAUUAGAUCUGGUCAUCAGCUGUUUAGGACUGCACUGGACAAAUGAUCUUCCUGGAGCCAUGAUACAGUGCAGGAUGGCACUGAAGCCUGAUGGACUCUUUUUAGCUGCUAUUCUUGGUGGCGAAACAUUGAAAGAAUUGAGGGUAGCUUGUACCUUAGCACAAAUGGAACGUGAAGGUGGCAUAAGCCCUCGAUUAUCUCCUCUGGCACAGGUCCGAGAUGCCGGCAAUCUUUUGACAAGGGCAGGCUUCACCCUUCCAGGUGUUGAUGUUGAUGAAUACACUGUUAAGUAUGAAAAUGCUUUGCAGUUGAUUGAACAUCUUCGUGCAAUGGGUGAAACUAAUGCUCUUGUGCAGAGGAACAAUAUUUUGAAGAAAGAGACGGCACUGGCAACGGCUGCUAUCUAUCAAUCAAUGUUUGGAGCAGAAGACGGCACUGUUCCGGCAACAUUUCAGGUGAUAUUUAUGACCGGAUGGAAAGAGCACCCAUCUCAACAGAAGGCUAAACGGAGGGGAUCUGCUACUGUAUCUUUUCAAGACAUUCACAAUCAAUUUGGCAGUCAACAUCAGUAGUUAUUUCGGCCCACAUACAUCUGCAACUGUUGCGCAACCAGUGGCAGAAGAUUACUAGGGCAGGACCGUGGGGGGGGGGGGGUGUCAUCAUCCCCGAAUUUUUUUUUUUUAUAAUAAUAGUUGAUUUAGUGAUAAAGCUAAUAUUUUUAUUACGAAGGUUCAAACUUUUUCCCUCUUGAAUUUUAUUUCCGAGUUUCACUAAUGUGCAUAGGAGAUAUUUCAAGUUUAGUUCUUAGUAAUUGAUGCCUUUUCAUUACAUCUUCAUAGGAUGAUGAACCAUGUCGUAAUAGUGCUUUUUUAAAAAAAAAACAGCGAUAUAUGCAUUGUCUGUAACACUUUGUUUGGACAGUGGAAAUCGAAGGAAAAAGAAAAGGAGAGUUUAGAAGUGUUGUAAAUGUUAGACUCCAAGAGGAAGAAAAGAAGACGAAAAAUAAAGAGAAAAACAAAGCAUAUAAGCAAGUACUCAAAAGAAAUUUUGCAAGAAUAAUCCCUACUUGACUCCCUUCAUCAAGGCAAGGCCAAGCCUUGGCACACUAGCUAAUUGAUUAAAUUCAUCAUAAGUUUGCGUGAUUUGACUCUUGCGUCGAUAAAGAUUCAAUAUUAUUUUCUUUGUUUUAUAUCAUUUAAAAGGAGGUGGAUUUAAAAUGAAGAAAUUGAAAAAUGAAUGAGGCUAUUCAGUGUACU
Messenger RNA from Amaranthus tricolor (Joseph's coat), 1924 nucleotides. Its product is annotated as putative methyltransferase At1g22800, mitochondrial. Gene Ontology annotation, biological process: mitochondrial respiratory chain complex I assembly. The record is from RefSeq and is a predicted model, not a curated record. Lineage: Eukaryota; Viridiplantae; Streptophyta; Magnoliopsida; Caryophyllales; Amaranthaceae. Bases 209 to 1240 code for a protein of 343 amino acids. The transcript has 11 exons. Gene Ontology annotation, molecular function: S-adenosylmethionine-dependent methyltransferase activity. Gene Ontology annotation, cellular component: mitochondrion.